Molecule: messenger RNA, 474 nt
Organism: Zasmidium cellare ATCC 36951
Lineage: Eukaryota; Fungi; Ascomycota; Dothideomycetes; Mycosphaerellales; Mycosphaerellaceae
Exons: 1
Coding region: 1-474 (157 amino acids)
Source: RefSeq, a predicted model, not a curated record
AUGGACGACCGCAACCCGAAAGACCUCAUCAACACAGACGACCUCGUCACCACCGAUACAAACAACCUCGUCGCCACCAGCCCAAACAACCUCGUCACAAGCCCCACCAACACCGACGACCUCACCACCAACCUCAACACCCACAUCCACGCCCUCCCCGCCGAGCUCUUCGACACCAUCCACGACCUCGUCUUCAUCCACCCCCCAAACACCAAAGUCUCCAUAACCGCCGCCUACAAACCACCGCCUCAACUCCAAAUCUCCCACACCACCCGCGAAGCCUUCUCCGCGGCAUACUACAGCACGACCAAAUUCGUCUAUCAGAGCAUCGAUCUCACCAGUUCGCUCGGACGCAAGUUUAGGGCGGCUCUUCCAGAUGAGCACAGACGUCUGAUCCGUUACACCUACGUGGUCGAUGCCGAUGGGAGCUGCUGCCGUGGAGUGGUGUUGAGUGCGACAUGUGGUUUCUUCUGA